Molecule: messenger RNA, 3154 nt
Organism: Vollenhovia emeryi
Lineage: Eukaryota; Metazoa; Arthropoda; Insecta; Hymenoptera; Formicidae
Gene: nompB
Product: intraflagellar transport protein 88 homolog
Exons: 15
Coding region: 222-2618 (798 amino acids)
Biological process (GO): intraciliary transport; non-motile cilium assembly
Cellular component (GO): ciliary base; non-motile cilium; ciliary basal body
Molecular function (GO): kinesin binding
Source: RefSeq, a predicted model, not a curated record
ACUCCAUUUAUAUCUCGUGCUGUCAGCUGUCAGCUGUCGUCUUCAUUCUUUGUAAUUUGGCGUGUACUACUAUCCAAAACAGUUUUUCGUCUAAUUUAUCAACUUAAAUUAUUCGCAAAUAUACGUUAGAGUGUAAUAAAACAAUAAUUUAACGUAUAGUAUAUAAGUGCGUUGUGCACAAGAGAAGGAGCACAAUUAUACGGAGUAUCGUAAAAUUGGCCAUGACUGCAGAGGUUGAGGAUGACAUUUAUGCAGGGUACAAUGAUUAUCCGUCGGUGUAUAAUAUCAAGGAUCUCGAGGAGGAUGAAUUAUUUCAGGAGGUUAUCAAGACAAGUUAUGGGAAAAGAUCAAUAUUUACUCCAAAAACACCAGGCACUGCAAUGCGUCUUGGAACAUCAAGUCGAUUUCAAAGAAGUGGCACUACUACGUCAAUGCAACCUAUGGCCAGUGGGCUUAGACCUAUGACAGCGGUGAGAAGUGCCGGAUAUACCAGCAGUCAACAGGCUUUCGAUCCUCUUAACAUGGGGACCAAUUCCAAAGUUCCCACGGCUGCAUUAGAAAUUAACAAAGAAGACACACCAGAGGAGAAGAUAAAAACAACGGAACGAAAAAUAAUGGGUUUGAUCGAAACUUCUGCACAGGCCGCCUCAGAAAAUAACAUGAAGAUUGCUUUGGAACGCGCUCGUGAAGCUUCCUCAAGGGAAAGAGCCCUUAUACGAUUGCAGGAACAAGCUGGUCUCAGUGACAAUCACAAUAUAGACUUAACAUUUGCUGUACUAUUCAACUUAGCAAUUCAGUACACAAACAACGAAAUGUAUACAGAGGCUAUAGCAACUUAUCAGGCCAUAACGAGGAAUAGGAUGUUUAGUAACAGCGCUCGACUCAAAGUGAAUAUGGGUAAUAUUUAUGUAAAAAUGGGACAACUAUCUCAGGCUAUAAAAAUGUACAGAAUGGCGUUUGAUCAAGCUCCGACAGCCCACAAGGAUCUAAGAAUAAAGAUUAUGCAUAACAUGGGAAUGUUAUUCGUGCAAAUGGGACGAUUAGAAGAAGCUGCUAAUAGCUUUGAAUGGGUGAUGAGAGAGAGAUCUGAAUUUAAAGCCGGGUUGCAUGCUGUUUUAUGUCAUUUUGCGUUAUCUCAUCGUGAUAAGAUGAAAAGAGCUUUUUUAGAGUUACUAGAAGUACAACUUAAUGUAGAUCAGGAGGACAAGUAUAGCAUAAAUCCCGAUGAUGCGGCAUCUAAUCUAUUAAAUGAAGUUAUAAAGAAUGACGAUUUAUCAAAAUUGGAAAAAGAAAUGAAGUUGGAAGCUGAGAAAACUAUACUUUGCGCGGCAAAGCUUAUAGCACCUGUUAUUGAAGAUACACUUACAAUUGGAUAUGCUUGGUGUGUUGACGCCAUAAAGUCCUCGGCAUAUAGUGCUUUGGCUGCAGAUUUAGAAAUAAACAAAGCUAUGGUAUUUUUGCAUAAUCGAGAAACACAAUUAGCCAUAGAUACGUUAAAAAUGUUUGAAAAUCGUGACACUAAAGCUAAUAGUGCGGCAGCAACUAUGCUUUCGUUCAUUUACUAUCUUCAAGGAGAUUAUGAUCAAGCUGAAAGAUAUGGUGAAGCUGCUCGUAACGCUGAUGCUUACAAUGCAGCGGCCUACGUUAAUUUAUCCGCUUGUGCAAUCAAAAAAGAUGAACUGAACAUUGCUAGGGAGCUAUUAUUGUGUGCGUUAGAGACAGAUGCUAGUCACGUACAAGCCCUGUAUAAUUUAGGUCUGGUUUAUAAGAAAGAGAACAUGUUUGAAGAGGCCUUGGAAUGUUUCUGGAAAAUUCGAAAUAUUGUCAGACAUGAUCCACAAACGUUAUAUCACAUUGGUCAUCUAUAUCAAUUGAUGAGCGAUAUUGACCAAGCAUCUGAAUGGUAUAAUCAGUUGUUAGGUAUAAUACCAUCUGACCCUGGUAUUUUACAAAAAUUGGGAGAAAUGUAUGAUUCAAUAGGAGAUAAACAGCAGGCAUUUCACUUUUAUAAUGAUUCCCACAGAUUUUAUCCUGCUAAUUUUGAAGUAAUAGACUGGAUUGGAUCCUAUUUCAUAUCAAUGCAGAUUGCUGAGAAAGCAUUGACUUAUUUUGAAAAGGCUGUAGAACUUGCGCCAGAUGAAGCAAGAUGGAGAUUAUUAGUCGCCGCAUGUUUAAGACGCACUGGGCAAUUUCAUAAAGCUCUCGCAGAGUAUCAAGAUAUUCAUAAUAAAUUUCCGGAUAAUAUAGAAUGUCUGAAAUUUUUAAUCAGGCUUUGCAGCGACCUAGGUUUGAAAGAAGCACAAACGUAUGCGGCUGAAUUAAAGAAAGCUGAAAAAGCUAAAGAACUAAAAGAUAGACAAGGUUCAGCAAGACCAGGAACAACAGGUUCUAGGAAGAGUAACAGUGGGACAUCCUCGCGAGCUGGCUCGGGAUUGAGUAUAAUGUCAGAUCAUAGACCAAGUCCGGAUCGACGACCAAUUUCAGGUCGAAAUGAUUAUCAAGGUAUGAAUUAUGUAGAUCCUGUAGGACCUCUUCCUACUCGCCCUAUGACGGCAGCUGGAAAGCGAGAUGAUGAUUUUGGGGAUGAAGAACUCGGGGAUGAUCUCCUGCCUGAGUAAUAACAUCAUACUUAUCACGUAGUUAUAAACUUGUAUAGAUUUUUGAUAUUUCCUGAUCACAAUCGUAGAAACGUUUAGAUGUAUGUAAAUUAUAUUGUACGUAAUUAUGUCGACACAAGUGAUUUUUACAUUAAUAGUUAAACCACAUAGUUCAUAACAAAAAUGUUCAAAAUUGCGAUUACUAGAAAUCAAAAAGUUUGUUACAGAAAGCAAAUUGUAUUAAUUAAUUUUCACUUUAUUUGCAUCUUAAAAGUUUUGAAAAACAUGUACUUUCUUUAAUACUAUAGUUUGUGACAUAUUUUAUUAUAACAAUGUGCAACUAUAUAUUUAAUUAUUGUAAUUUUAUAAUAUUACACAAUAUUUUUGGCACAUUAAUGUUAGCAGUUAUAUUUAAUACUAGUUAAGUGCCAUGCGUGUAUGAGUUUUAUUAUAACCGUCGAAUAAAGUAUCGCUCAUAAAAGGGUUAUUCAUCUAAGUUUGUAGCAUAUAUAUGUAUUCAUUGUAGUUCUAUUAAUACAUUGAAGAUUUUAAUGAGA